This is a messenger RNA of Hippoglossus stenolepis (Pacific halibut), 3274 nucleotides long. RefSeq names its product transmembrane protein 229B (gene tmem229b). The transcript is spliced from 2 exons. Lineage: Eukaryota; Metazoa; Chordata; Actinopteri; Pleuronectiformes; Pleuronectidae. The record is from RefSeq and is a predicted model, not a curated record. The coding region runs from base 242 to 817 and encodes 191 amino acids.
AGCUCUCACACACAGGACCGGAGGAGGAGGAGGAGGAGGAGGAGGAGGAGGAGAAGCCGGGGACCAUCACACACACACACCGGCUGCUGACUGCACCACCAGCACCGGCUCAUCCAGAGCAGCCUCUGCCCGGGACAGGAGCCCGAUCGUCCGGCCUGUGAGCUGAGGGAGACGCCGCAGAGCCUCCGGACUGAAGACCUGCAUCUCAUUACCACAGUCAGAAAGGCUAAGAGGAAGAAGGAUGGUCACCAUGGAAACCCCGGAGGCUCCCGUGCCCCUGACAGCGCUGUCACGCUGGUACCUCUACGCCAUCCACGGCUACUUCUGUGAGGUCAUGUUCACCGCCGCCUGGGAGUUUGUGGUGAACUGCAACUGGAAAUUCCCCGGCGUGACCAGCGUGUGGGCGCUCUUCAUCUACGGCACCUGCAUCCUCAUCGUGGAGCGCAUGUACCUGACGCUGCGCGGCCGCUGCCCCGUGCUGCUGCGCUGCAUCAUCUACACCUUAUGGACGUACCUGUGGGAGUUUGGCACGGGGCUGCUGCUGCGCCAGUUCAACGCCUGCCCCUGGGACUACUCCGAGUUCCGCUACAACUUCAUGGGGUUGAUCACGGCCGAGUAUGCCGUGCCCUGGUUCUGCGCCUCCUUCAUCGUGGAGCGCUUGGUCAUCCGCAAAACGCUGCGACUGCGCUUCCACGAGGGGCCCAAGGAUGGCUGGUCGGACCAGGGGUCGGAUGCAGGAGGAACUCUGGGAGCUGGGAGGAGAGAGAGGAGCAGAGGGAUGGGAGAUAGUGCUAACGGUUACCUUAAAGUGGACUAAACAGAAGGAAGGACACUGUCUCUCCUGCCCUCCUCAGCCACAUUGACAAGCAGUCCUCCUCACUAACUCUAUGGGGACAACACAAACAGCUCUGUAGACUGGGCUGGUGUGCAGAGGUGUAUCAGACGAGCCAAAAAAACAAAGAAACCUGUAACUGGGGCUCAAAACGCCCAAAUCACUCACUACUGUCAACAGAGGCACAAUAACGCCAUGCUGCUGUGUUUGCUGCAUCUCAUAACGCACCCGUCUCCACGUGGGGUUGACCUUCAGGACAUCCGGGUCUUCAACUACCAGGACGACACUUUUUCGUUUUUUUUCCUGUCCCAUAGACUGCAAACAGCUGUGGAUUAAAAACUAGCAGAAGAUUUGUGUUAUCGUCGUGAGGCAGAAACAAAGGAACAAGACCAACAUAUACUCAUGUUUCAAGGGCACAUCAGUCAAUCUGAAAGCAGAAAGAAAAGUAGCUGCGGUAGUAACACAACCUUUUUAAAAAUGUACAUACUGUUCUUUAGUAUUAUUCAAAGUACUGUAGUAAUGUAGCCGCAAAAAGCUCUCAAAGAACAUGAAGUCCGCCCUGAAGCAAUGUGUCGGCUUAUGAAUGUUUUCUGCAGUUAGUGAACACCCACAAUGCCUGGAUAAAAAUGCAUGAACAAAAGUUGUCUUCCAAUAUAAUAUAUUACAUUUCUACUCAUUCAGCAGUCGCACUGCACGUCUCAGAGGUGAGUCUGCUGUGUGGGUGUGUAUGAUAGGAGGAGGUGGAGCUGCUCGACUAGUUACAUGGUCGACGCUCCUCCUGGUAACGUGUCGAAAUGUCCUUGAGAAAAAAACCAAACUCUGAUGAACAGGUCAAUCCACGGCAGCUUCUCUGCAUCUUAAGGCUCACCAAAUAAAACACAGUCCAUUCAUUACAACAGCAGGUUGUUGAUGAGUCAGGAUCAUCGGUAUUAAUCACCAAACCUCUGGCUGAUUAACUUUUUUCACAAAGCUUUUUAUUGACUCACUGUCUGCGUCUAAUUCAUCCACAGUGAUGUUGUCUCAGAUCUAACAGGGUCGUGUAAGCUUCAUUUCUCAAUUCAACCAUUCAUUCCUUUGAAAUCAGAUAAUUCACCUGUUAGACAUGUUCGUUUUGUUUAUCAUGCUGUGAGAGGAAACUCUCUCUUCACUGCUGAAUGUCCUGUUACACUUCGAAUACGACAGCAAUAGUUGCAGCUAAAUGACCGAGAUCUGCUGAAAAUACAAUUUCAGGACCAUACUUCACAUUCACAAGGCUCAGUUUGUCCAUGAGAGCAUUUUCUCAAAAUAUUUUUGGUUGUCCGGUCUUUUGUUUUUCAAGUUUAUGGAGCAAACUUACAGUAAAUGUGAUUAUUUAAUGAAGAACCCUUUACAUAUCGCCUGAUAUAACAAGUAACUUCAAUUUACUGCUUGUUUCUUUCCCUACGUGCAUGUGAAGCGACAAUAGAUUUGGUUUCCUCAGUGAGAAUUGACCUUUGUGGUAUUUGUCUGGACUUUGACUCUGUGUGUGAAAGGCUGCAGGGGUUAAGUUGCAUAUAAUCCUUAAGAGCAACUGUUUAACCAGGAGCAUUAUCUUAACAGCACUAAUGUCCUACUUGUCAGAUAUAUAUGGUGCUUCAAGCAGAUGACCACACAUAGAUAAACAGUUUAAUGUGUUGUGUGACCUUCAUCGGUGCGGCAGUGUUUCCCUCCUCUGCCUCCCUGGAAACCCACAGGAUGGACGUGUUAGCUAUCACAGAUGAAGUGCUGCCACCCAGUGGACAAUUCGUAGACUGCAACUGGAAGGACCUAUCAGUUUGGAAGGAAUGAGAAUGAACACAAACAUAUGAAGAUCAAGAAUCACUAUUAGGAUGAGGAUAUUUUUUUUUUGUCUUGGUGCCUGUCACGUUUCUAGUUUGUUUUCAUUCAUGACCAAACAGGCUUAAAAGCAAUAGAGGUUUUCUGACCCAACAAACAACACAACAGCAGCUCAAGGCGUUUUCAUCUUUAUCCUCUUCAGAAAUCUACUGAUAUGCAGCAAAUAUCUUUGUCCAAUUCUACUGCUUUGAUGAGACAAAUCACAACAACAUGCAAAAUGAAGUGUGUUUGUUCUCUGCAAUAUGUGAGUGGAGGAGUGUUAAGUGAGAGUGUGUGUGAUGUGUCGUACGGAGACACACGUCUGAAUGUGUAUGUGCAUGUUGAGUAAUAUGCUAAAACUGAACUGAAUCUCUGGUAUUUUUACUGUGAGGCUGCAUGUCCCGAAAGUUUUCAAUUUCUCCUCCAAACUCUGACUUUACCCAAGUAGUUAUUAUCCCCAUGUACUGUAAUGGUUCUAAUGAAUGACUUUUUAAAUAGGAAUGUACAGGUUCUUAGUGAAACCACUGUACUGCAUAUCACUCACUUUGAUUAUGUCCAUGUAUGAUUUAUCAGAAUUUGGGAUUAAAUGUAUUUAUUUGAUCAUAACAA